GCCCCCACCAACGCAACAGACGCUCUAGCAGGAGGCAGGCAAGCUGCUCUCUGACAUCAUUCACAGCACAGACACCGAGCUGCACAAACCUAAAAGAAAACACCGCAGAUACACACAUCACCUACUUUUAGAUCGGAACUCACUCGGAUCAUCUCAGAGGACUCUUUUUUUUGUAAUCUUCUGGGGUCUACCAGCUUGACGAUGGUUUUGUGCGACGAUGGAGAGUGCAGCGUCUGCCUCUUGCCAUAUUCCCGCAUGGACAAGAUCCCACGAGUGCUUCACUGCAGGCACACUUUCUGUGACCCGUGCCUGGACACCAUGUCGCGGGUCAGGAGCGGGCUCCUCACUGUGCCCUGCCCUCUGUGUCGCAGGGUGACCUGCGUGGGCCGAGGACUCAGCCUCCAGGAAGCCCUGUGGGUCAACAACAAGCUCUGGGAGCAGAUCCAGGAGGACGUGGAGUCAGCGGCAUUGGAGGAGGAUGAACAGAGGCAUAGAGCCGAGGAGGGGAGGAUGGAGGCGAAACUACAGCCCUCAUCACAUGCACAACGCAUCUCCUACAGGUCUGGCACCACUAAGUUCAAGCUGUUCUUCAGGAGGUUCAGCCUGACCAGGCAGCACCAGGAAAGGAUCAUCCCCGGUAGCAAUGUGGAAAUGAAAUCAUGGCGCAGACUUUCAGCUCACGAGACAAGAGGAUGAAGAGCAGCAGCCCACGGGAUUGUCUGAAAUCGCUGAACGACCAGACUGAACUAUGACGGUGUAAGGAAAGUUGGGUCAGUUGAUCGGUGCCCUCUCCCCCGUGUAUUUGCUAGGAUUAAUCCUUCCAGCUGGUGCUGUGGGAUUUAGUUCAGCUGUCUCCGUGGGGCUAACACCCCGAGACCCCCUCAGAACAGAUGGUGUCCUCCUCUUCACCACCUAACAAUGCACUUAUGCUUUAUUUAUGACGGCUCUAAUUCUACUCUUUUUGAAAAUCUGUUUUUACUUUUUAAAUGUAAUUCUCAUCUCACUGGGCAGCUUAAGGUGACGACUUGCCUACUUCAUGUUGUUGAUGACAAGAAAACGUUUAAAUAACUGUAAAAAGUGAAGCCAGUUGGGGGGGGGGGUCUAAGUAUGAUAAUGUGAAGAUCACAUCUGUGGACCGGGCAGAAAACAAAAACUUGCCACAAAAAGCUUCAGUCAGCCAUGAAAGUGGAUUAUAAUCUCCAUUUAUCAAGCAUCUGGCAAAUAUCCUACGUUGAGCUGUAUCAGAAAACGGGAUCAUCGCUUUCAAACAAAAGACUUCUGUUUUGUUUUCUUGAUCUAAAAGAAAAAAAACGGUUGUGAGAGAUUUAAUUCCUGCUCCAAAGCCAUGUUUGAACAUGAAUGUGAGGAGUCUGUUGUUUUAAUGAGUCCGUUAGUUGUCCCGCUGGUUUGGUGAACAUCGGAAAGCCUCCUUCCCAAACACUCCCACAGUCCGAUGUGGUACCGUACUGGUAGACGGGAAACAAGGGUCACUCGUGUUAAUCUGAACUGACAAAGUAAUGAUUAAAAAUCCAACAUUGCUUUUCAAUUGUGGCUCAUAAUAAUAAUAAUAAUAAUAAUAAUAAUAAUAAUAAGCCCUGGACCAAAGAAUGGUGGAACAUUUUACUUAACAUUACGUUGCUCAACCUUUUGAGGCAAUCAGGGAUUUCUGCACCUGUCCACAGGUAUUCAGAUCCACUCCUCGUGAGCAAACUGCUCCCGCUGUCGCAGGGUUCCUUCUCCAGAUGUUCAACAGGAACAUCUGCCAGGUUCGCAGAGGGACGCUUGAGAGUGGUCUAGUGUUUGGUCCUGAUCCCGCCUGAGGAAUCGUGACUGGGAACUGAGACCACUGGGAACACGGGGCUGAACACUGGUCCCUGAGCAGAUCCUGCAUCAGAUGCAGCCCCAGAGCAGAAGUGAACCUCUUGAAUGUUUCCCAGCGGGUCUUUUAACUCUCAUCUUCAGGUUUGUGCCUGUCAACAUUGAGCUGGUGUGAUUGACCAGGAAGCUUCAGCUUUGGAAGUUUCUAUUUUUCCAAAGGACCUGCUCCCAGAAGCUUUGUGGGUUAACCUGCACUUAGGUGGAUGUGUUUGUUUUCAGCGUUGGUGUCCACUUCUGCUGCGCAUGAUAAUUGUUUUUUAAUCUUCCAAGACGACUCUGUCCGGUGCUUUCUGUGGUCCACGCCCAAUGUAGAACACACCCUGAUACCAAACAGCACUGUGACUACUUUUCACCCUUCUAACAGGCAGACUGAUUACAAGACUGAAGACACCUGUGAUGCUGAUUACAGGACACACCUUAGUUUCACACAGUUUUUGUUUCUAGGGUAAACAUGUUUUUGUCCAGAUCAGUUUGAUUGUUUAUUAUCAUUGUUAUUAUUAUUAUUAUCAACUCAACAAUGUCUGACUGCCAUGAGUUAUUUUUCUUACAUAAAAUUUCUGUUCUGUUCA
Molecule: messenger RNA, 2447 nt
Organism: Nothobranchius furzeri (turquoise killifish)
Lineage: Eukaryota; Metazoa; Chordata; Actinopteri; Cyprinodontiformes; Nothobranchiidae
Product: tripartite motif-containing protein 3
Biological process (GO): protein ubiquitination
Molecular function (GO): ubiquitin protein ligase activity
Source: RefSeq, a predicted model, not a curated record